AUGGUAACGACGUCCCUACGGCGUCUUGGACUGCUCGGUGCAGCCACCAUCGCUGCAUCAGCGCAGUCCUUCGAAGCAUCUGCUGCUAACAUUAAGCCGAAGCCUUUAUUUGCAAAGGAUAUGGUGGACUACCUUCAGUGCCAAGUGUGCCAGACGCCAGAGCUGAAGGGUAGUGUGCAGGACUCGGCAUGCGAUUAUAAAACGGUUGACAAGGCGGUGAACGAGUUUUUCCAUCCUCUUCUGCAGGAGCUGUCACAACUGACGUUCUUCCGGUACUUCAAGGUGGAUUUGGGCAAAGAGUGUCCGUAUUUGCCGUGGCAGGACGACGGCAUGUGUGCCAGUAUUGACUGCGCGGUCUGCGAGUGUCCACCGCACGAGAUUCCAGUGCCUUGGAAUCAACUGGACCACCAGGAGAAAGGUAGUAAGAACGAGAUAGGAAUUUUUUGCGAUGAGCAAACGGGGGAGAGCACAUUGUCAAAGGUUGAGCGCAAGAAUGCAGUGGCAGGAAAAAGCUUUAAAGGGUGGGAAGAGGUCUCCAAUUCUAAUGUAUGGGCGACACAGGGUGAGGCAGAAGAAACAAUGACGUAUAUCAAUCUUCUUGAAAAUCCCGAGAGAUAUACUGGUUACAGUGGCAUCCAGGCCGAACGCAUCUGGAAGGCCAUUUACGAAGAAAAUUGCUUUACGCCUGCGGAUGAAAGUGCUCUAGAUGGCAUGUGUUUAGAAGAGCGUGUAUACUACCGCCUCAUCAGUGGGCUACAAGCAUCGAUUAAUACGCAUAUCGCAUUAACAUAUAAGUUCGGUGAGAAUUGGGGCAUGAAUCCAUCGCUGUUUGUCCAGAGAGUUGGAAAACAUCGCGAACGGCUGCAGAAUCUGUAUUUUGCGUACCUGUUUGUCAUGCGUGCAAUCAGCAAAUACCGUCACGAAUUGCUGGCAUACAAUUACAAUACAGGAAAUACUGUUGACGACCUUCGUGUGAAAGAAAUAUUGCGCCUAUUGUUGUUGGAAGGAUCGGACGAUGCUCGGUCAUCUGGAGCUUCUUGUCCGGCAUUUGCUGAGUGCUCAUCGGUUUUGUCUGGUUUCGAUGAGAGUGCGCUUUUCCGUGUUCGUUCCGAUGGGCUGUCGAUUGACCAACUCACUAAAGCCAAGCAAGAAAAAGAGCAAUUGGAAGUGCAGUUUCGUGCGAAGUUCCAGAACGUGAGUCGCAUUAUGGACUGUGUUACUUGUGAAAGAUGCCGUCUCUGGGGCAAGCUGCAAAUAAUGGGAUUGGGCACGGCAAUCAAGAUUUUACUUACCGAAGACGUGGCGACAAUCCCGGAGAUGCACCGCAACGAACUCAUUGCGCUGAUAAAUGUUGCCAACAACCUUUCUCGAAGUGUAGACGGCGUCAAAAUGAUGCGAGAACUUGAAUUUAUUGAGGCCAUUAAGUUGUUCGGCUUUGUAUGUGGAGGCGCAGUUUUUCUUGUGCUGGUUUUCAUUGUCAUUAUUCGCAAGCGCAUGAAUCAACUGAGUGCACAGAAAAAAAGUGUUUGA
Plasmopara halstedii is the source of this 1530-nucleotide messenger RNA. RefSeq names its product endoplasmic oxidoreductin-1. The record is from RefSeq and is a predicted model, not a curated record. NCBI's taxonomy places the organism in Eukaryota, Oomycota, Peronosporomycetes, Peronosporales, Peronosporaceae. The transcript has a single exon. Gene Ontology annotation, biological process: protein folding in endoplasmic reticulum. Gene Ontology annotation, molecular function: thiol oxidase activity; protein-disulfide reductase activity; FAD binding. Gene Ontology annotation, cellular component: endoplasmic reticulum membrane; endoplasmic reticulum. The coding region runs from base 1 to 1530 and encodes 509 amino acids.